AUGCGGCCAAUUGAUCUCGCCAGUCGAUCUGGCUCACUCUUAAAGAGGGCUCUCCAAAGUCAACACAAUCGAAGUGCCUCGAGAUCGCGACAUUUCAGCAGCGCAUCGCCACUUCCCCCGACAUAUGAGAAGCUAUACGGAAAGUACUCGGAGGUCAGACAUGUGCUUGGGUCUCGGCGCUUGACCUUGGCCGAGAAGAUCUUGUACAGCCACCUGGACAACGUCGAGGAGUCGCUCCUCUCCAACACGAACAAUGGCCGCGACAUCCGGGGCAAGGCGAACCUCAAACUCAACCCAGACCGCGUGAAUAUGCAGGAUGCUUCGGCCCAGAUGGCUCUCCUGCAGUUCAUGACCUGCAAUCUUCCCCAGACCGUCAUUCCCGCCAGUAUCCACUGCGAUCACUUGAUCGUCGGAGAGAAAGGUGCGGACGUCGAUCUAUCUUCGGGCAUCAAGAUCAACCAGGAGGUGUUCGACUUCCUCGAGUCGGCCGGCAAGAAAUAUGGCAUCGAUUUCUGGCCUCCGGGAGCUGGAAUCAUCCACCAGACCGUGCUCGAGAACUACGCGAUACCGGGACUGAUGAUGCUGGGCACUGACAGCCACUCCCCCAAUGCCGGUGGUCUGUGCACGAUCACUAUCGGAGUUGGUGGAGCUGACGCUGUUGAAGCCCUUGUUGGUGCUCCCUGGGAGCUCAAGGCCCCUCGCGUCCUUGGUGUUCGUCUUAGCGGCCAGCUCAGUGACUGGGUGUCCCCCAAGGACGUCAUCCUCCAUUUAGCUGGCCUAUUAACCGUCCGAGGUGGUACGGGCUUCAUCGUCGAAUACUUCGGCCCGGGAGUGGACACCCUCAGCUGCACUGGCAUGUCAACCGUUUGCAAUAUGGGAGCUGAGAUUGGUGCCACUACGUCCAUUUUCCCCUUUACGGAAGCAUCGAGCCGUUACCUGCAAUCAACCAGGAGGGACCAGGCUAGCCGGGAUGCCACGGCGUUCCAGAAUUUCUCUGGGAAUGGGGUUGGCGAAGACGCUUACUUUAAGUUCCGGAGCGACGAAGGCGCCCAAUAUGACGAGGUCAUCGACAUUAACCUCUCGGAACUAGAGCCGCAUGUCAAUGGCCCCUUCACCCCUGACCUGUCAACCCCGCUCUCGAAGUUCAAGGAGACGGUCAUGGAGCAGGAAUGGCCGGAGAAGCUUUCUGCUGGUCUUAUUGGAAGUUGCACAAAUAGCUCCUACGAGGACAUGACUAGGGUCGAAAGCAUCAUCAAGGAAGCCACAAAGGCCGGGCUGAAGCCUGCUGUUGACUUCUACAUCACUCCGGGCAGCGAGCAGAUUCGUGCCACCCUGGAGCGGGACGGCACGCUGGAGACCUUCACCGACGCUGGAGGCAUUGUGCUCUCCAAUGCGUGCGGGCCCUGCAUCGGUCAGUGGAAGCGCCAAGACGGAGUCGAGAAAGGCACAUCGAAUGCCAUCUUCACCUCGUACAACCGGAAUUUCAGGGGGCGCAACGACGGCAACCCAGACACCAUGAAUUUCCUCGCGUCUCCGGAGAUUGUCACGGCCAUGGCAUAUGCCGGGUCUACGACCUUCAACCCCAUGACGGACACCCUGACGACGCCCGAUGGGAAAGAAUUCCGCUUCCCGUCGCCGCGGGGUCUAGAGGGGCCGCCGACCCCCUUCGAAAUGGGCAAAGACAGCUUGGGUCGCCUCUCGCAGCCCCCCAGCGCGGACGUCAGCGUGGCCAUCGCGCCUGAUUCCGAGCGGCUCGCGCUGCUGGAGCCCUUCGAGGCGUUCCCGUCCACCGAGCUCACGGGGCUGCGCGUGCUGGUCAAGGUGACGGGCAAGUGCACGACCGACACCAUCUCAGCGGCGGGCCCGUGGCUCAAGUACAAGGGCCACCUGCCCAACAUCAGCGCCAACACGCUCAACACGGCCGUCAACGCCGAGACGGGCGAGGUGAACGCGGCCUACGACCUCGACGGGUCCCGGCACACGAUCCCGGACCUCGCGCGGCGGUGGAAGGAGUCGGGCCAGCCGUGGCUCGUGGUGGCGGAGCACAACUACGGCGAGGGCAGCGCGCGCGAGCACGCGGCGCUGCAGCCGCGGUACCUGGGGGCGCGCGUCAUCGUGGCCAAGAGCUUCGCGCGCAUCCACGAGACCAACCUGAAGAAGCAGGGCGUCGUGCCGCUGACCCUCGAGGACGAGGCAGACUACGACCGCAUCGGCGCCGGCGACGAGGUAUCCACCGUCGGCCUCCGCGACAUGCUCCUCAACGGCGGCCGCGGCGACGUCGCCCUGCGCGUCGUCAGGAAGGGGUCCGGCGAGGAGGUCCUCAUCCCCACCCGCCAUGCCGUCAGCGAGGACCAGGCUCCCUUCAUCCUCGCUGGGAGCGCGCUGAAUCUGCUGUCCAAGCGUAAAUGA
Phialemonium atrogriseum is the source of this 2409-nucleotide messenger RNA. RefSeq names its product aconitate hydratase-like protein. Lineage: Eukaryota; Fungi; Ascomycota; Sordariomycetes; Cephalothecales; Cephalothecaceae. Gene Ontology annotation, biological process: tricarboxylic acid cycle. Gene Ontology annotation, cellular component: cytosol; mitochondrion. The transcript has 3 exons. Bases 1 to 2409 code for a protein of 802 amino acids. Gene Ontology annotation, molecular function: aconitate hydratase activity; 4 iron, 4 sulfur cluster binding. The record is from RefSeq and is a predicted model, not a curated record.